Spirodela intermedia is the source of this 333-nucleotide messenger RNA. The record is from the annotation of a GenBank genome assembly. NCBI's taxonomy places the organism in Eukaryota, Viridiplantae, Streptophyta, Magnoliopsida, Alismatales, Araceae.
AUGGCCUCGAACUGGAGGAAGAAGGGGUCGGUGGAGGCCGCGGUGGAGGAAUCGAAGGGGAGGAGGGGGAACUCCAGCGGCCGUAUGCCGGCGGAGGAGGCGACUAAGUCGGCGACAUGGCGGGCCUCGGCGCCGGAGAUCACCGGCGUGGGCGUGAUGAAAGUGACGCCACAGCCGCGCGAGGCCAGUUCGGCGGCGAGGCGGAUGAACGGGAUGAGGUGGCCCAUGCCGGAGCUCGGUAGCAGGGCCACUUGGGGAGCUGCCGCCACCUCGCCGGAGACCACUACCGCCGCCGGCCGAGACAUGGAUCCGAAUUCGGAGACUGGAAGGUAG